Molecule: messenger RNA, 544 nt
Organism: Micropterus dolomieu (smallmouth bass)
Lineage: Eukaryota; Metazoa; Chordata; Actinopteri; Centrarchiformes; Centrarchidae
Gene: snrpe
Product: small nuclear ribonucleoprotein polypeptide E
Exons: 5
Coding region: 124-402 (92 amino acids)
Biological process (GO): spliceosomal snRNP assembly; mRNA splicing, via spliceosome
Cellular component (GO): U1 snRNP; U5 snRNP; precatalytic spliceosome
Molecular function (GO): RNA binding
Source: RefSeq, a predicted model, not a curated record
AGCGCACGCGGGCGGAGAAGCGCCAUUGAAGCAAAGUCCCAACGUGAGCGAGUCGUCAAAGUGCACUGUGUUGAAAAGUGCACAUUAUUGAGCAUAUACCAGCGCAGGCGUUGAACCGGAGGGAUGGCGUACAGAGGACAGGGACAGAAGGUCCAGAAGGUGAUGGUGCAGCCCAUCAACCUGAUUUUCAGGUAUCUACAAAAUCGCUCACGGAUCCAGGUGUGGUUGUAUGAGCAGGUGAACAUGCGGAUAGAGGGCUGCAUUAUUGGCUUUGAUGAAUACAUGAACCUGGUUCUAGAUGAUGCUGAGGAAGUCCACAUGAAGACUAAGAACAGAAAGCCGCUGGGGAGGAUCAUGUUGAAAGGAGACAACAUCACCUUGUUGCAGAGUGUGUCUAACUAGGACAGUGGAGACGCCUACACAUCCGACCUGUCCUAGGAAGACAUUUUCCCUUUUUGUUUUUACAAAUUGGUGUUAAUUCUGUUUGUGUUUGUAUAACAAGAUUAUUGAAGCUGUUUGAGAAUAAAGUUUUGUUUUUUUCUUA